UGAAACUGGAUCAUGUCUGGCAAACAGUGUAGGCUGAGUGGCUGAAGGACGUCUGCAGUGUGUAUGCAUGUGAGUGUGUGUGUGUGUGUGAGGGUGUAAUCCGGCCGGCAUCCGCAGCAUGCAGAACGUCCCGGCAGAGUGUCAGGAGAAGCGUCAGACAGGAGGAACAGGCGAGACUGGGCCACGGCCAAGGGAAGCAGGGAAUGAAGAAGUUGAGGAGAAGAUGAAGGAGGAGAGCGAGAUGCUGAUGAUGGAGCUCAAUCGUCUGGUCCAGAAGACGGUGAGGGACAGCAGCUGGUGGGAGAGGCGAGGACUUGACUGCACCAUCCUGGCACUGGCUUUCAUUAGCCUGCCUGCAGCGUUCCUGCUCCUGUCCUCGUCUCAGGUGGUCUGGUUCCUGUUGGGUUUGUUCCUGAUGGGGUUCGCUCAUGCGGUGAUCACAGUAAAAGGAACUCACCUGGCCAGUCACGGAGCUCUGAGCGAAUCAGCGGCGUGGUCCGAGUUCUGGGCCGUCUUCUUCAUCGAGGUGUGUGGUGCCUUCACAGCGAGGGCAGGUAUAAAAGCUCAUAUAAAGAUGCAUCACGCUCACACUAAUGUGAUCGGAUUGGGAGAUUCCAGCACGUGGAAGAUCCCAUUCUUACCCCGCAGUGUUUACCUGUUCAUCGCCCCUCUCGCUGUACCCAUCAUCACCCCCGUAGUGGCCAUGGGCCAGUUGAAGGGACAGCCGGUGUUAACAGCAGUGCGUACAAUGGUGUGUGUGUGUACAGGUGUGUGUUCUCAGUACGCGCUCUUACGGUGUGUAUCAGGGUUGGAGUUUAGUUCAGCACUGCUGGUCAUGCUGCUGAGCAGGGCCAUGUUCUCCAUCCCUUACAUCCACGUCAACAUCUUCCAGCACAUCGGGCUGCCGAUGUUUUCUCAGACUCGACGGCCGAAGCGAAUCUACCAGAUGACCCACGGAGUUCUAAACCUGCCCCGGAACUUCCUGCUGGACUGGACCUUCGGCCACUCGCUCAUCAACUGCCAUGUGGAGCAUCAUCUAUUCCCCAUGCUCUCCGAUAACAUGUGUCUGAAGGUGAAGCCGAUAGUCUCUCGGUACCUGAAGCUGAAGUCGUUACCAUAUCAGGAGGAUGGGUACAUGUCUCGCCUCCAUCUCUUCUUCCAUAAAUACCAAGAACUGAUGGUGUUUGCUCCUCCGAUCACAGAGCUGGUGGGGGUGCAGUGAUGGAGAACAUGCUUUUAUUAUUCUUCAUUUGAUUUACAGUCACAUGUUCUUCCCAAACUUUACUGAGAGACAGAACACACCACUGCUUCCUCAUACACCUCAGUACAGUAUGUGUGUGUGUAACAGAAUAAAUAUCAUUAUAAAUAUGCAAGCUAGGCUAAUUAGCCAUCACUGAGCUACAAGCUAAUUCAUUAUGAAAACUGCAGCUUAGCAAUAAAAAGGUUUAAACUCUAAUCACUUACGUCUCUGCUGCUCCACACUGUGGCAUUAAAGAGCAAAGCAAUAUAUGUAAAUAUUAGCAUUUUAGCUUUAGCUUUAGCUUAGCUCUUUGGCUUAAAGCUAGCAAAUACACAAAAAUGCACAAAGAUCCAUAUACAGUAGAUGCACUAUGUGGGUAUGCAAUCACUGAUUGUGGCUUUAUACAUUUUGACAAACCUGGUGCAGCGGCUGCAAGCCUAAUACAUUAUUACAGCAUGAGGUUCACUAAUGGAAGGGGUACAGGGUCGUGUACAGGGUCGUGUACAGAAGUAAAGUGUGUUUAGCAACAGAUAGGUCUCAGUCAGUAAUUGAAUACCCGCAAUGUGCAUCUAUGUGGUAGGUGCGGCUCAUAAAAUGGACAGUAAAUGUAUGUAAAAGAAGGAUAAAUGUAAAUGAGUCUGUAUCAGAAUGUACAGUUUGAAUGUUGUAUUAAUAGUGAUGUCACAUUAAUUUUCAGUUAAAACACUGCUUACAAUCUUUAAUAAACAUGAUGUGUAAAACAAAA
This is a messenger RNA of Trichomycterus rosablanca, 1985 nucleotides long. RefSeq names its product fatty acid desaturase 6 (gene fads6). The record is from RefSeq and is a predicted model, not a curated record. Gene Ontology annotation, cellular component: membrane. Bases 119 to 1222 code for a protein of 367 amino acids. Gene Ontology annotation, molecular function: oxidoreductase activity, acting on paired donors, with oxidation of a pair of donors resulting in the reduction of molecular oxygen to two molecules of water. Gene Ontology annotation, biological process: lipid metabolic process. The transcript has 6 exons. NCBI's taxonomy places the organism in Eukaryota, Metazoa, Chordata, Actinopteri, Siluriformes, Trichomycteridae.